Messenger RNA from Paraglomus brasilianum, 1122 nucleotides. The record is from the annotation of a GenBank genome assembly. NCBI's taxonomy places the organism in Eukaryota, Fungi, Glomeromycota, Glomeromycetes, Paraglomerales, Paraglomeraceae.
AUGUCGGUCGACACUGCUAGCUCUGACACAGUCUUUAGCAUUCUCAACAAGGGCUUGAAACUUGAAACCGUUGAAGAUGUCCAAACUUUUGUAGAGGAAAUAUUAGCAAAAGAAAAGUUAGAAACAGUGAUUUUGAGCGGGAAUUCGUUUGGCGUUGAGGCAGCUCAGGCCCUUGCUGGAGCUCUAAAAAAUAAAAAUUCAAUCAAGGUAGUCAACGCAUCAGAUAUAUUUACGGGACGUCUUCGAGACGAAGUUCCGCAAGCAGUCAGGGCAAUCUGCGAUGCGCUCGAAGACAAGCAGAGUCUAGUUGAAUUGAACUUUAGCGAUAACGCUUUCGGCCCGGCAGGAGCAGAACCAAUGGUCGACUUUUUAACGAACAACCGGUGGUUCCAGGUACUGAAACUGAAUAACAACGGAUUAGGGGUACGUGGUGGUACUAUAAUUGGCCAAGCCCUACUCGAGGCGGCAAAGAAAAACAAUGAGGAAGGCAAAAAAUCUUCUCUUAGAACUAUCAUUGCCGGCCGCAAUCGAUUAGAGAACGGGUCGAGUAAAUAUCUGGCUAAUGCAUUUGCUGCACAUGGUACUCUAGUUGACAUAAGAUUACCACAGAAUGGUAUCAGACCGGAAGGCAUUGCUGUAUUCUCAAAAGGGCUUGCGGCAUGUAAAGACUUGGAAGUGAUCGACUUUCAGGACAACACAUUUACAACCGACGGAUCUGUGGCAUUCGCAGAGGCACUGCCAAAAUGGAAAAAAUUGAAGAAUCUGAAUAUUGGUGACUGCAUGUUGGAAGUUGCCGGCGGUGUGGCUAUAGUAGAAAGUCUUUUAAAAGGAUGUAACAAUCAGUUGCAGACAUUAAAUCUCCAGUAUAAUGAAAUUGAUAGAAAGUCAGUGUCCUUGUUGGCGCAAGCCAUUUCUUCUCAUCUCAAAGAGCUGUCCUCAUUAGAGUUAAACGGUAAUAAAAUUCAUCCUGAAGAUUCGUCCAUCGCUGAUGUCAAGGCUGCUCUCGAGGAACAUGGACAUGAUAACGCUUUGGGAGAUCUACACGACAUGGAAAAUGGAUAUUCCUUGAGAGUAGGUGGAGAAAAGACAGCAAGCAUUCCUCCUCACGGCCAUCAUUAUUGA